Capsicum annuum is the source of this 1055-nucleotide messenger RNA. Its product is annotated as RING-H2 finger protein ATL8. The record is from RefSeq and is a predicted model, not a curated record. Lineage: Eukaryota; Viridiplantae; Streptophyta; Magnoliopsida; Solanales; Solanaceae. Bases 222 to 821 code for a protein of 199 amino acids. The transcript has a single exon.
AGUACCUAGUGUGCGGAUAUCCUUAUCGAUAAAAAAAAGAAAAAUAAAUAAAUUAUUUUCUCUGUAUAUAUACACGUAUCUAGAGGCUUAAAAAUUCAUUUUUCAUGUAUGUUUCACAUCACUUACCGACAUUUCAACCACACCAUUGUCCCCUUUCUUCUAUAUUAUUACUACUUAAAACUUAUAUCCGUAAUAUUGUUUGUUUAAUUUGAUUUUUAAUUAUGACUCGUCAUGCUAGAUUUCUACUUAGCACCAACUCUUCUUCAACGCCGGCGGCUGAGCCACCGUCCGCGGUGGCAGUCGAAUCCGAUUUCGUCGUAAUACUAGCUGCUUUGCUCUGUGCCUUGAUUUGCGUGGUGGGUCUAAUCGCCGUCGCUAGAUGUGCGUGGCUCCGGCGAGGCACCGGAGCCGGCGGGAACGGUGGUAGUCAGCCGUCGGCGAAUAAAGGGUUGAAGAAGAAAGUAUUGCAGUCGUUGCCGAAAUUCACCUACGACCCUAGUAGCAGUACUGCGCCGGCGCCGGCGAAUAAUGGUGCGCCGUUCACGGCGGAGUGUGCUAUUUGUCUGGCGGAGUAUGCCGUCGGUGAUGAGAUCCGUGUGUUGCCGCAGUGUGGACAUAGUUUUCAUCUUCAGUGUAUUGAUACUUGGCUUGGUUCACACUCUUCAUGCCCAUCUUGUCGUCAAAUUCUUGUCGUUGCUCGUUGCCGGAAGUGCGGUGAGUUUCCGGCGGUUUCUUGUAAAUCCGAUGGUGCCCCGGUGAGUACUCCGGCGGAGUCUCGUUCGUGCGGCACAUCUACUAGCUCAAAUAAUUUCUUGGUCUAGAAUUUAAAAAAAAAAAGAAAAAGGUAAAUGGAAAUUAGCAUUUAAGUUAUAUACACUGUCAGUCAGUGUAAGCGUAAACGAAAAAAUGUAAUUUACACCAUCAGUGUAGUUUUUACCUGUUAGGUAACAUAUCAGUUACUGUAUUAUGCAGGUUAGGGUACUCAUCUAGGGAAGUUACAUGUAACUAAUCUUUGUUACUACAUCUUUAAAAUGACCUGUGUAGAUUUUCUUUCA